Molecule: messenger RNA, 4774 nt
Organism: Hyalella azteca
Lineage: Eukaryota; Metazoa; Arthropoda; Malacostraca; Amphipoda; Hyalellidae
Gene: Ubqn
Product: ubiquilin-1
Exons: 12
Coding region: 45-1862 (605 amino acids)
Biological process (GO): ubiquitin-dependent protein catabolic process
Cellular component (GO): cytosol
Molecular function (GO): polyubiquitin modification-dependent protein binding
Source: RefSeq, a predicted model, not a curated record
CAACACCUUAAUCGAGAAGGUUCUCACAAGAAUGUGGUCAAGUCAUGACUGUCGUGUUCACAUAUUCGUCACACGGUAACAUCCACGGACGAUAUCAUUAUUGCAACUUAUCAGACAUGGCUGGGACAGAAGAAGAUAGUAUGAUCCAACUUCACAUUAAAACUUCAAAAAAUCGUGAAACCAUUGAAUUGAUGGGAAAUUCGACCAUUGAUGAGUUUCGCAAGAUAGUGGCUGAGAAAUUCAACACAAGUCCUGAUAAAGCUUGCCUCAUAUUUGCUGGAAAAAUUUUAAAGGAUGGUGAAACAUUGAGCACGCACAAACUGAGAGAUGGCCUCACCGUGCAUCUUGUUAUCAAAGGAGAUCAGCCCAGUGCAUCAACGUCUGCAAGCAAUGUUUCAUCACAAACUCCAACUACCACCAGCACAUCCACUACUGCAUCCAACACAACAUCAUCACAGAACAAUUUGGGGGGCUUAGGGGGCUUGGGUGGUGCAGGAGGGCUUGGUGGGUUGGGUGGGCUUGGAGGGUUGAGUGGUCUUGGAGGCAUGGGUGGCCUAGGCAGUCUUGCUGGCCUGGGUGGUCUUGGUGGGGGAUCUUUUGCUGAGUUGCAGCAACAGAUGCAACGUGAGAUGAUGAACAAUCCUGACAUGAUGAGGCAAAUGCUUGACAAUCCACUAGUUCGUGAGAUGAUGAAUAAUCCUGAAUAUAUGCGUUCCAUCAUCACAUCCAACCCACAGAUGCAACAACUAAUGGAGCAAAAUCCAGAGAUAUCGCACAUGCUCAACAAUCCUGAGAUGUUACGUCAAACCAUGGAAUUUGCUCGGAAUCCUGCCAUGCUCCAAGAAGUUAUGCGCUCACAUGACAGGGCCCUCAGUAAUCUUGAGAGCAUUCCUGGAGGCUACAACGCCCUGCAGCGCAUGUAUCGCGACAUACAGGAACCCAUGCUUAAUGCAGCACAGUCACAGUUUGGCAGCAACCCUUUCUCAUCCCUCGUGAACAAUACCAACUCUAACUCACAACCUGGUGUUGAAAACAGUGCACCCAUGCCCAAUCCCUGGGCACCUCGAAACACCUCUACCACCACAACCUCACCAGCAACUGCUACAACCACGGCCACAGCCACCACUACUUCAGGCACCACAUCCACUACUACUUCGUCUAACAUGACCACGGGAAUUGGUGGAGAUCUUACGACCAACAUGCUUGGUUCCCCUGGUAUACAAUCUUUGGUUCGUCAGAUGAUGGAAAAUCCCCAGCUCAUGAACUCUAUGCUCAAUGCUCCCUACACACAGUCCGUGUUCCAGAGUUUGGGUAAUAACCCUGAGCUGGCACGGCAAGUUAUUGGCAGCAACCCACUGUUUGCUAGCAACCCUGCACUGCAGGAGCAAAUGAUUGCAAUGCUGCCCAAUUUUAUGAACCAACUGCAGAACCCUGCCAUGCAAAGCGUCUUGACAAACCCCCAGGCCCUGCAGGCCAUUGCUCAGAUCCAGAGCGGCAUGGAGACUCUGCGUGGCCAAGCUCCGGAACUUUUUAACUCACUCGGCACGAUGCCCCCCGCAGCCGCUAGCGCCGCCCCCACGCCAGCCGCGGCCCCGGCCGGCCUCGGGGGCGGCCUCGUCCCCGGCACCGAUGCCUUCGCCAACCUCAUGAGCACCAUGUCAGCCGCCCUUGGCAGCGCGGCACCCGCGUCUGCAGGGAGCGGGGCGUCAUCCCCCGAGGCUCGCUACGCCCAGCAGCUCGAGCAGCUCGCCGCCAUGGGCUUCAUCAACAGGGAGGCUAACAUACAAGCCUUGACUGCCACGAUGGGUGACGUGAACGCUGCUGUUGAGCGGCUGCUGUCAAGACUUGAUCCUCAGAUUUAAGAAAUUCUUCUCCUGUUUAUUCUCAUCCCGUGUAAAGCAAAGACACUGGAAAAACUAAUAUAGACAUGCGCUGUUCUCUGCCCUGGUCCUGCAAAUCUAGCUACGUGUUUAAAACUUUGAAACAUUAUCAAGCGAAGCCAGCAUAACCUUUCAACCUACACUAUUUAUAAGUUUUAGGUACUCGUGUCUUGUUCUUCAUAUUUGUUUAUUUUUACCGUAUUAAUCUUGAAACGAAUUUCAUAAACGUGCCACGUUGGUCGCUGAGAAACAAAUCACUGACGUUGAUAAUGAAAAAAAAAGUUUUACAUGAACUCGCGAAACCAAAAUCGCAAAAUGGAAAAUCUUUUGAAGGGUUAGAUUUUCAAUCAUUUUGUCAAUAAAUGAUUUUCAAUCAUUUGUGCUGGCUUACCUAACGUCUAAAUAUAGCUUUCGUAUAAGCUAAUCGUUGGUCCUCAGCACCGUAAGUUUUUCUUGAAUUCUUGAAUGCUGGAAAAAAAAUUUUCAGCCCAACAGUAAAAAUUCACCCCGGGAUUCUAGCCUCUGUCGGCUGUGGAUUUGAUUUAUCACUUCUUGCUAGAAGGCGAAUUGUACUGUUCAAACCCACCCAAUACACGGGUGCAGGGACAUUAUACAUCCUGAUUAUUCUUGUUCAUUAGUUUGUUAGAGUAUUUAAACCUUGACUCGUGUUUUGGCGACUGUGUUUCAGUUUUGCUUUAAGAACAUAUUUACUGUCGCCUGCACAUGAUUAUCCUUUGUACACCAUCUGGCAUUGUUGACGCUGUAGCAUUCACUUUUCCUUUCUACAACAAGUUUUCUACUGCUUAAUUUGUACUGUUAUUUUUAUUAUAUUUUUGGUAAUGAGAGCCGCGCCUACGACUAGUUAGCUGCUCAAUUUCUUGUGUACAUAAUCCUCGGGUGCGGCCUCGGUAUUUCUAUUAACACGUCAUCAACUUCGCCUCCAACAAAAACUAAUAUAGAAAGAAUCUGCUUAUCGAAUAGCUUACAGCUUAUUCGUGGCUUUCGUGUCAAAAUCUUUAAUCCAGCGAGUUUUCUCGCCACAACAUUGAUUGGAACAACGGGAUUUACAGCCGACUGCAAAUACGGGUUAAUGCUGUUAAAGAACUAUCCCGACAAAAUGAUUUCUUUAUACUCUGUGUUUAAGUAUUGUCCGGUCAAGUUAGGAAACUUCCUUAUAUAUACACAACUGUAGUAAUUUAAGUUGGGUUCCAAUACGACAGACCGCCAUGCGUUGAUAACUCAACUAACGCCGAAGAAGUGAGAAAUUGUUUCACUUUCGAACUUUUAAUCCUAAAUUUUUUGAUACGAUGUCUUAUCACCAAUGCUGACCCCACCGGUUGUCCUGCAGGCAAUUGGUGUGACCAAGCGAUGAGCAGCAUAAGACUGAAGGGCUCAACGAACUUGUAAAGGCCUCCACUUAAUUAUGAUUGUGCUUGUAUGAGUUGUCUAUUUUUACUAUUGCAAGUGUAUUGUACUAUUGCAAGAUCCUCAACACUAUUAGUGUCACUACUCAAACUUCACACUAUUAUCUGUAUUAAUUUUUGCAUGCCAUGGUAUUAUGGGUGUUUGCGUUCAGUUGGUUAUACAGUGAUUACUACGACGUAUUUAAUUCUUAAAGGGCUCAAGGACAGUGAAACUUUGCGUCGUUAUAUUAUCAUGAACAAAAUCAUUUAUUGUUCUUAGCUACAUUAAACUUGUUGUCAAUCUAUGCGAGGAAUAUUUGAAGAAUUGUUCUUGAUGGAACGAAACUUAUUAAUGGUCAACCUGUUGAGAAGAAUUCAAUCGUUUGCUAAUAGUGAUUAUAAAUUGAUCGCUUUACAAUACUGUCAAAUUCUUCGAAAGAAAGCUAAACAUAUAUAUUUGAUGGUACACAUGCGUGUUUUGACCGUAUAACUGCAUUCUCCGUGUUAUCGUGAUGUUCUUCUGUGUACCAAACAUGUGGCGCGGGAUGUCUUCAGAAUCCAGUCCGGGACCUCCAUGGUAAAGCGAUGCUACUGCGUCUUUCAUUCCGCCGAAAGUGACUCGGAUACAUCAGCUAACUGCUGUCCUAUGUUCUUGUUUAUGCUCUUAUGUUCGGUUUUGGUGUCGGGUGUGAGUGAACCUCUUGUUUAAUUUUCUCCAUUUUUCUUUAGGGCAAUAAUAGCGCCAACUUUCCUUGUGAGAUGAAACUCCUGCGAAACGAGGAUUCUUUGCUCUUGAGCCAUUGACCCUCAAAGACUCGUGGACUUUGUUUAUUUCAUUGUUUGCUCCUUAAGUGUGUGGCUUUGAAUUCGAGUCCGGCGCCAAUUUCCUUUGUUUUGAUUUGCUGUAACUAUGUCUUCAGAAACUGCAAUAAUAUAAUGUGCGGCUUGAGUCAAAAGUCAUCUGAUUUCAACAUACGAAUGAUUUGAACGACGUAUUCCCUUUCAAUAUAUUCUUGAUUAGAAGUAAGAUUUUUACAUUUUAUUUCCAAUUUUGACACUGAAAUUGGGACAUUACUGUGUAUACUUCUGUGUCUAACUUCUAACGUUUUACUUUUUUUGUCUUAAUGAGAUAUGCGAUCCAUUUGAGCUUUCCACAUUGAAUGCAUCGGUGCAAAGAUAGUAAUCUUCUCACUAAGCUGAAAGUGGCUCCAUUAUUAUAGUAUCUCUAAACUAUUCGUUUUCUGAAUUACUUCGUUCAGAGAAUAAAUCUCUAGAAAUCUUUUUCACACGAAUUUGUAUUUGAUGUUUGCUUCAUUCGACGCCACAGGUGUUCCCUUGGACUGUUCCACUGUUGCGUCGAGAGUUCCUGAUCACUGAUGUAAGCGCUGUAUUUGUAACAUAAUAAUCUCAUACCAACCCGUUAUUUGUUUUGCCUCAUCUUACCUAAUCGCUAUGAAGAUUAUCAUGCCAACUCAGUAUAUUUGAAAUUAA